CUUAUACUCGUUCUCUCUCUGUUCCUAUUCAGCCACGGUCCCAUUCCCAUUCCCAUUCCCCCCGGUCCGAGUGGAGUGGAUGACUUAUAUAAGAACAAACUGAAAAUAACUUACAACAACAGAGAUACUACUACUACUACUACUCGAACUAAUGAUCCUCCACGAGAGAUCGUCUACAUAGACAUCUCUACUCCCUGACAAUAAAUCUGGUAGCGCCGUUUCUGCUCUGCCGCGCGCCCCGCCCCUGCCAAGUGCAAAUCGCCCAACCAUCUCUCGCCCGUUCUUUCGUUCCCCUGACCUCCUACUCCUCCUCCUUUUCCUUUCUCUCUCUCUCUCUUUCUCUCUUUCUCUCUUUUUCUCUCUUCCUUUCACUAUCGCUCUUCUUCAUUGUCUGGUCUGUUGUUAUUGCUGUUUUAUUUGUCUUCGUCUUUUGUCCCAUUUUCCUCCAAUUAUUUUCGGUGGUCGCUGUCCCACGAAUUCUUUUCUCCGACGUUGUAGGUCGCUGGGCGAUCUCCGUUUUUAACUGCCUUCCCGUCCCGCCCGCUAUCGUACUAUACGCCCUUCAUGUUGCUGUCGGCGACACGACAAAUAUCGAGACCUAUUUACCGGUGCCCUGGGGCCUAUCUGUUCUCGUGAGUGCCAUACGUUUUUGGCCCGUGUCGCUAUCGGUUGACCUGCGAAACCCUUCUUCACCGCUCCCCAACCUCCCUCCAACCUCCCCAGCCCAACCAUGUGGCUGUGGCGAGGCGCUCAAUCGGCGGUCUUCUACUAUGCCACCUGUACACCAUGUGCCGAGAAAGUCGAUCGUCGAAAACGCAUGAAAGAAGCCGAAGCCGCUCGAUCCCGUCGCGAAAAGGAGAAGAAUGAAGAGAUCAUCGCCGACCAACCUCGGCCGUUCCCCCAACCCACCGCCUUCAGUACCAACCCCGGAUGGGCGGAGGAAAUUGCGUUAGGUCCUGGACCCCCCGCAAGAAGAGGUGGCAACCGGUCUGCGCAUCGUCGGACGGAUAGUUGGAAUACGGAUGGACUCUCGGCGAACUCCGGUCAGGAUGUACGUGCGUCGCAAAAGAAGGACAAAAGCAGCUUGAUGCAACCGAUUGAGGAACGGUGGAACCGCAUGCGAUAUCAGCGCGAAGACGAGCCGUUAUGGGGUGAAGAAGUGGAGGUGAAGGGCUCUUCGGUUGGAUUAUCAGGUAGCGGGAAAUCGAAUGGCCCCGAACCCAGCAAAUACUAUAUUGCACGGGUUCCUCCAGUCAACGAUCUUCAUCCGCCUAUCGUCAGUGGACCCAAGUCUAGGGCUGAGACGCGAUGGAUGCUGCAACCUGUACCUAGCGCUAGGGUAAUGGCCGGAAAAGAUCGCUUCCCUACCCAGAAGAGCAGUGCCAGCGACCCCUCUUUGACCCGCGAAAAAAGUACCAACAAAACCUCCGAUCGAACCCCACUACCUCCCUUAUCUACUCAACAUGUUGAAAAGAAACCCGCCAGAGUCCGUCCUCCUUUCGCCCACCUUGAUGAUGAUGACGACGAUGACGACGAUGAUCCUCGAUCUCUGAAGACGCCGGAACCCAAGGAUAGCCGCGAAUACAGACCACCCUCUUCCCUUACGUACGGGCGUGAUGAGUCUAAUUUUGUCAUAGCUUCGUCUCUACGGUCACGAUCAGAUUCGUCUUCGUUAGCUUCGAUUGACUCCGAUGACAUAGAAUCCCCAAGAGUUUCGAUACAAUCCCCGCAGACACCGAUAUCCCGACCGAUGUCCAAGGAAGCCGAUGACGGUAGCAAACUAUUCCGGCCGCAUGUGUCGAAGACAUUAUCGAACCUGCAUCGGGAGGACAAGAAAGUUCAAUUAUUACAUUUAGAGAUUUCCGAUCCCCACGAGGAAGUCGGAUUAGGUGAUCUUGAGCAAAUACGACCGUGGCGCUGGAGCAUGGACAUCUAGCUGCAGUAUUCGAUUCCUUGAGUAACUUUCUAGCCUCGAUUCUGUUUCUUCCUCGAAUUCUGAUUCGAGACAUUCCGAUACACCUUGAUACCUGGUUUUUUCUCGGCGUUGGCAGCAGACAAAAGCGAUCGUUCCGUUCCUUAUCAUCCCAUCGAUUCUCUAUGCAUUGGAGCAACCAGUUACCCCACGGAAGUCCGUUGUUAUGUGCAUGGCAGGACCACCAGAAACGAACGAGAUUAUUGAAGACUUUCUGUGACUGUUCUCACCCGUUGUCUCCAUAACAUACAGUACCUAUACAUACAUACCAUCCCUGCAGAAUUUCAUCCAUCCUUUCAUUACCAGCGCAGAUUACACUCCCUAAUUUGCAUUUUCUUUUUACCGUUGUCUGAUUUGUUCUUUGACCUUUGUUCUCAAAUAUGCAUUGCCCUGAAGUCCCAUUCUCAUGUCCAUGUACAAUACCUUUUAAUAUCAAUUACUGCAUGUUUCUUUCAUUGCGCGCGUUGUCCAUGAUUGAAGUUUUUUUUUCCUGGUGUUUAUUGGUCAUUAUAUACGAUAUGCCGAUAAAUAAUACAUCUUGCAAUACUGAACUGUA
This is a messenger RNA of Aspergillus caelatus, 2528 nucleotides long. RefSeq lists its product as uncharacterized. The coding region runs from base 731 to 1936 and encodes 401 amino acids. The transcript has a single exon. The record is from RefSeq and is a predicted model, not a curated record. NCBI's taxonomy places the organism in Eukaryota, Fungi, Ascomycota, Eurotiomycetes, Eurotiales, Aspergillaceae.